CACUGUCACUGCUAAAAUCAGAGCAGAUAGAGUCUGCGCAAUGGAAUAAAGUCCUCAAUAUUGAAAUGUGACAUUGCUCUCAACAUCUCACAUCUCUCUGGAUUUCUUUUUUCUCAUUAUUUCUGCUAACAAAUUCAUUUCCAGACUUUGCACUUUUAAGAAGCAAUGGAAAACAUCAACAGUCUUUCAACACAAUUAUUAAAGUGCUGCUUUUGUGAUUUCUUGAAGGUGAAGAUGCACACUGUGUCCUACAUUCAUCUCUUCUACCUUGGCCUGUGUUUGCUUACCUUAACCAAUUCUGCCACUGCUGGCCCAGAGACACUCUGUGGUGCUGAGCUGGUUGAUGCUCUCCAGUUCGUUUGUGGAGACAGAGGCUUUUAUUUCAGUAAGCCAACAGGGUAUGGAUCCAGCAGUAGACGUUUACACCACAAGGGAAUAGUGGAUGAAUGCUGCUUCCAGAGCUGUGACCUGAGGAGGCUGGAAAUGUACUGCGCUCCUAUCAAGCCACCCAAAUCUGCACGCUCUGUACGUGCUCAGCGCCACACUGAUAUGCCAAAAGCACAAAGGGAAGUGCAUUUGAAGAAUACAAGUAGAGGGAACACAGGAAACAGGAACUACAGAAUGUAAGAAAAUGCCAUCCACAAGAAUGAAGAAUGAAUGUGCCAUCUGCAGGACACUUCACUGUAAAUAAAUUAUUUGUUAAACAUUGGAAGACUUAAAAACUAUAGUUUAUAAGCUUGAUGAAAUCUCAACCAAUGGGCAUUCUCCCAAUAAACAAUGCAAGUAAACAUUCCAACAUCAAGUCUUUAGAGAGCAGAAUGUUAUAAACCAACCCAGUACUAAAAAUGUUCUGAGGUUGGUACAAUGCUGCUUGAUUAUUAACCUGUUAUAAAUGUCCUGCACGAAAACUCUUAAAAUCCUGUGCCCCUCAAAAGCCUGCAAAUUUAUGGGCCUUUGAUGGAUCCAAUUGCACUAAAUUAACCUAUGAACCCUGGACGCUGGAGUCAUUCAUCAGCCUUGGCUUAGAGUUGGGGUUCCGUUUUGUUUGGUCUUUUUUUUUUUUUUUUUUGCACUUCUAUACAAGAACAGGCUGUUUGUUUUACAGUGUCUGAUAACUUUGUUUGUCUACCCCUUUCAUAUUUGCACAGUCUGAUAUUCCCAGUAGCAGCAGCAGUAAAGUAACACAACUUUUAGACAUCCAUUUAUUCCAUCUGUGGUAUUUUGACAGCAUAUGGGUUAAAUACAUUUAAGACAAAGCUUUAUUUUUCCACAUCUUGCUCAGAUGCAAAUAGUUGCAACCUGUGAGGCAAAUGAUUGUUAGAAGCAGUUAAAGCAUAUGUAGGCUAUUAGACCAUCAAUGAUUGUUUCAGGUAAAUUGUUUUGCAACAGUAUAAAUAACGUUUUUUUCUUCCAUAUAAUGCAGUAUGUAAAAUUUAGCAUAUCAAUAAUACACAUAUAUCAAACAGUAUGUAAAAUUCUCUUUUAUAGUACAAUGGUGCUAUUUUAUAAUCUAUUAUAUGAAAGGGUCCGGCCAAACCCGUAAAAGGUAAAAAGCAAAGUAGAAAAUUAAGCCAAAGAUGAAAUAAAAGAAAGUAGGUUAAAA
Messenger RNA from Mauremys reevesii (Reeves's turtle), 1603 nucleotides. It is a transcript of the gene IGF1, whose product is annotated as insulin like growth factor 1. Bases 166 to 627 code for a protein of 153 amino acids. Gene Ontology annotation, molecular function: hormone activity; growth factor activity. Gene Ontology annotation, cellular component: extracellular region. The transcript has 4 exons. Lineage: Eukaryota; Metazoa; Chordata; Testudines; Geoemydidae. The record is from RefSeq and is a predicted model, not a curated record.